AUGACGUCCACGGUGGUAAGGAGUGCGCCGCCGAACAUCGACGAAGUUCGCCGAAAAUGGCCUAGGCCGAGCGCUGAUUUGAGGGAGACAAGGAGGAAAGAGGGGAAGUGUACGGAGUGUGGUGAAACAGGGCAUUGGCUGAAGGAAUGUCCUGUAAGGGAGGCUAAGGUUAAGGUUGGGCUGUUGCCUCCAUGGGGGGAGAAGUUCGGAGAACGUGGUGGAGGAUCGGGAGGGAACGCAGUACCUCUCGGACAGAGGAGGAACUUGAAUGCGGUUGGAGGAGAAGUAGAUUUGGAAGAGGACCAGGGAAAAGAAGAGGACCUGUCGCAGUAG
Molecule: messenger RNA, 333 nt
Organism: Tremella mesenterica DSM 1558
Lineage: Eukaryota; Fungi; Basidiomycota; Tremellomycetes; Tremellales; Tremellaceae
Exons: 1
Coding region: 1-333 (110 amino acids)
Molecular function (GO): zinc ion binding; nucleic acid binding
Source: RefSeq, a predicted model, not a curated record